Molecule: messenger RNA, 1986 nt
Organism: Trifolium pratense (red clover)
Lineage: Eukaryota; Viridiplantae; Streptophyta; Magnoliopsida; Fabales; Fabaceae
Product: outer mitochondrial transmembrane helix translocase-like
Exons: 11
Coding region: 893-1381 (162 amino acids)
Cellular component (GO): mitochondrial outer membrane
Molecular function (GO): ATP hydrolysis activity; ATP binding
Source: RefSeq, a predicted model, not a curated record
UUAGCAGAGAUUUUGCUUCAUUCCUCUUCCCUCCCACAUACUUCUAAAAAUUGAACCAAACACAUUUCAUUUAAAUUAUUAUCUCACCUAACUUUUCUCAACAACUCACUCUCAACAACUUCUCUCUGCCGAAAACAAACUCUCCUUCUCCCCCCUCAACAACUCUCAUUCUUUUCUCCACACCUUUCUCUCUCGCAAAUCCAAACAAACCCUAACAUUCUUUCACCUACAUUUUCAUGGAUUCUUCAAGAUUCAGACAUAAUCAUGAAUAUGUAUCUUCGGAUGAAGAAUCUGGUGCGUCGGAACAAAUCUUCAUCCUCUGAAAGAUAAAGCAAGACCGACGAAGAUUUAUUACAAGACCGACAGUCUUGUUUUAUCUCAGAGGAUGAAGAUUUGUAGGAGGCGGAGGUUGAUUUUACUUUUUCAUUUGAAGUUCCGUCGCUCAUUGACUCCAACCAUACAUAUUUCAUCCUCCAAGUUUACCAUUGGUUCGGACCAAAGUUGCAGCCAUGUAUUGCAGGGUCGGUACUUAGGUCGACGGUCAUGUAAGAUCAAGCCCACACAGAUUAUAUCUUGCAAAGAAGCAGACACACUCAAAGAUGGAUUCAAUACCAGCACCGCCAAGCAAAGUUCUACCUCUGCACAGGCUGCACAGGCAUUCAAAUUAGGAUGGGGCUGAGGCACUUCUAGCAUCACAAAAGCAGAAUAUGUCUCGAGAUAUAGAGACGCACGCAAUAAAAAGGAAUGUACAUCAACUGCGCAUUGUUUUGAGGCAUUAUAAACUUGAAUGUGAAGGACUUGAGACCUUGUGCAUAAAAGAUCAGAUACUUUCGAGCGAAUCAUCAAUCAUGGAUUUGGCAUAUUGCAGUCUAGCCAAAGUGAGCCACAAAACAUGCGAAGGUCUCAAAAGGAUAUCGUAGCAGAAAAUGAAUUCGAAGCGAGCCUUUUGGCUAAUGUUAUUCCACCAAGCGAGACUGGUGUUACUUUUGACGAUAUUGGAGCUCUUGAAGCUGUGAAGGAUACGCUGAAAGAGUUGAUAAUGCUUCCUUUGAAGAUGCCUGAGCUUUUUCGCAAAGGGAAAUUAACCAAGCCAUGCCAGGGUAUACUAUUGUUUGGCCCCCCUGGAACAGGCAAAACGAAGCUUGCGAAGGCUAUUGCGACUGAAGCUGGUGCAACCUUCAUCAACAUUUCUAAUUCGAGCAUUACGUCUAAGGUGCCUGGUGAAAGUGAGAAGUACGUGAAAGCUGUUUUCUCUCUGGCGAGUAAAGCUUCACCUUGUAUCAUAUUUAUCGAUGAAGUUGACAGCAUGCUAGGUCAAAAAGAAAAGCCAAGGGAGCAUGAGACCACGCGGAUAAUGAGGAAUGAGUUUAUGGUGAAUUAGGAUGGUUUUCUUACAAAGGAUACUGAACGGGUUCUAGUGCUGGCUGCAACCAAUAAGCCUUUCGACUUGGAUGAGGCUGUCAUUUGGAUGCUGCCACGAAAGAUUGAUGAUAAAUUUGCCAGAUGCUCGAAGUAGAGCAUCAUAAGAGGUUUCACUGAAAAUAGAAGUCUGAACUCUUUCGGCGUGAGCAUCAUAAGAGGUUCCACUGAAAAUAGAAGUCUGAACUCUUUCGGCGUGAACCAACAUCUCCAUAUCGUUCAUUUCACUUCACAAUCAAAUUUACUGAUUCAGAAGUACGCACCUGGUUCAAUCAAUAUAUGAACACAAUUAUUAUAUAAAUUAUUAAAUAUCAAAAUCUGGAUUACAGAAGCAUGAAAUAAGGGAGGUUUUGUUAUGUAGGGUGUGUUUGAUUCAUGCAUACAAAAUAUAUUCCUAGGAUUAGUUUUCCAUGGAAUAUCAAUAUGGGUACCUUUUUCCAAGGAAAAUGUAAGAAAAGUGUUUGAAUGGUAUAUUAAAUUCCUCGGAAUGAAUUUUCAAAAUUCCCGGGAAUAACUAAAAUGUGUUUGGCUUAUAAAAAUUGAUUCCUAGGAAUAAUUGUUUAAAUA